Ruditapes philippinarum (Manila clam) is the source of this 1620-nucleotide messenger RNA. RefSeq names its product sortilin-related receptor-like. Gene Ontology annotation, molecular function: protein binding. Gene Ontology annotation, cellular component: plasma membrane. The transcript has 8 exons. The record is from RefSeq and is a predicted model, not a curated record. The coding region runs from base 328 to 1620 and encodes 430 amino acids. Lineage: Eukaryota; Metazoa; Mollusca; Bivalvia; Venerida; Veneridae.
AUUUAUUGUAGGUGAAUUACGUAAAAUAUGAAAAUGCUUAUAGACUCAAAAAUCAAUAAAUCUUAUCCCCGAACCUUACUAGUAAAGUCUCUCACCGUUAAUUUUCGCAGUCAAGUUUCAGUAUCAAAGUACAAGAAGCAUGAAAAGACAUACACGAUGAAAUAUAUAAGACUCAACGUGGUGUUUGCUUUGAAUGUCUAUUGACAAUUUACUUUCAAUGUAGAACAAAAUCUACGUUAAGUGGCUUUAAAUAAAAUAUAUCAUAUAUUUGCAUCUGUAAAAUACUGUUUGCCUUUUUAAGGUUUGAGGCGUGUAAAUGACAGGCAAAUGAGAAUGAAGUUCAAAUGGAUAAAUAACAAAAACGUUACUUUCAGCAAUUGGAAAAAAAGGCAACCGUCAACUGGGGAUUGUACUCGUACCUCAUUCGAGUAUUUUAACACAGAAGAGCAUUGGGAAACAGAAGAUUGUUAUGAUAGUUUGGUCGAUUUUUACAUCUGUGAAAACACGUUUUUAGGGGUCACAACUAAACGUGAUAUCAAAGAGCAAUAUAUGUGUGAAAUGUUUGUUAAGAAAGACUUUCUGACAUCACCAUACUCCGGUAAAACUUGUCAAAAUUGGUUUUAUCUAUCUGGCAAUGCCAAAAGUGAUUUUGACAACAACUUUCCCUCCUUAAGGGACACUUUAGAAAAUUCAACUUUGUGUAAGGAUCCCUCUGCACAAGGUGUUUUAUGGUGCUAUGUUAGUAACUAUGACAAACCAAUGCGGGAACCAUGCUUUUUGCAUCUCGAAGGUAACCUAUCUAUGCCUGAAAAGAGGGUAUCAGAGGCAAAAUGCUCCGAUGGCUCUUCAAUACCUGUAAUGAAUUGGUGUGAUAGGACUUUUGACUGCAUAGACUUUACGGAUGAAUUGUCAUGUCAGAACAGUACUAAAGAUCACGAUCUCACAAUUAUUGGCACUUCAAUGAUGCAAUCUAAUUUUCCCAGACGACUUAAACCAGAGGCAUAUUUCACCUGUGAACAAAGCAAAGAGUGGAUAUCUACAUUAGCUAAAUGUGAUAACGUCAUAGAUUGUCUAGAUGCUUCAGACGAAGUAACUUGUUUUAACGGAUGUGAUGACAAUGAAUUCCUUUGUGAUGGCGGACAUUGUAUAAAAAUUAGUCACGUGUGCGAUUUUAUAUCCGACUGUGCGGACGGUACAGAUGAAAAAUGUGAUUUCCAAAAUUGUGAUGAAAAUGAAUUUCGUUGUGACAAUAAACAGUGCAUUCCAUCAGAAAAACGAUGUAAUUCCAAACCUGACUGUUUGGAUAAAAGCGAUGAACAAAACUGUGCGUCCUGCACAAAUUCAUUUCUGUGUUCUGCUGAUUACAAAUGUAUUCAUCUUCGUCUGAGGUGUGAUCGCUACCCUGACUGUACAGACAGCAGUGACGAAUUAACUUGCCGUAGGACAUACCAACCAUAUGCUAAUUUGAGCGAUGAGUAUCUUUCUCUGACAGGUUCGAAAGGUGAGCAAACAUUUUAUAUCAAGUUAUUGUGUUCUCAAAAUCAUCUUUUUUUCUUCUUUAUUAUAUAUUUUUUUAAUUUUUUUUUUAAAAGUUCUCAGAGUUUGAUGACAAAAGCAUGA